Molecule: messenger RNA, 1313 nt
Organism: Gadus macrocephalus (Pacific cod)
Lineage: Eukaryota; Metazoa; Chordata; Actinopteri; Gadiformes; Gadidae
Exons: 8
Coding region: 24-1208 (394 amino acids)
Source: RefSeq, a predicted model, not a curated record
UCCCCGCUGUGGAGGGGGUUGUGAUGGGGCUGGCCGUGCGGGGGGCGGUGGGCGGGGCUCUGUGGGGGCUGGCGGCGGGCGACGCCCUCUCCAUGCCCGUCCACUGGUACUACGACGUGCGCCACAUCCACCGCGACUUCGAGGGCUGGAUCAGCGGUCUGAGGGCCCCCCGGGGCCGGCACCCCUCCAGCAUCCUAGCCCUGUCCAACCCCGCGGGCAGCGGGCGGUCCUCCUGGUCCCCGGCGCGGGGCGGUCCGGACGUGGUCGGGACGGUCAUCCUUCACGACAAGCUGGCCUUCUGGAGGAAAGGGGGGGGCGUCCACUACCACCAGGGCAUGGCUGCCGGUGACAACACGCUGAAUGCGCUCUGUGCUCUGCGCGCGGCGCUGGUCCUGGCCCAGGGCCCGGACCCCCCGGGGGCCCCCGGGGCCCGAGGGGCCGUGCUGGCCGACUACGUGGCCUUCCUGACCGCCCCCCGCACGCACAACGACACCUACGCAGAGUCCUUCCACCGCAGCUUCUACUCGGACUGGAGGGGACCCAGACCCACCUCCCCGGACCAGGUCCUGGAGUUCGCGGAGCAGAGGUCUGAGAAGCUGAUUGGCUCGUCGCCCGACAGCCAGCUGGACGCCAUUGGCUGCCUGCCCAUGGUCAUCCCCUUUGUGCUGCUGUCGGCCUCGGCCAAUGAGGAUCAGGCGGUGGCGGCGGCGGUGGCCAUGGUGCGGCUGACCCACCCCCACCCCGGGGUGCCGCGCUACGUGGAGCUGUACGCCCGCGCCCUCCACGCCACGCUCCAUGGGGCCAGCCUGCAGCACGCCGCCCGCCGGGCCCUCGGCGGGCCCCUGCUGGACGCCUGGGGGGCCUGCGGGCCCUACAGCCGGCAGGCGGCCAGGUUGGCCCCUGAGGAGAGGCUGGGGGUUCAUCAGAAGGCUGUGGAGACUCUGGGCAUGGCGUGCUACACGAAAGGAGCGCUCAGCAGCCUGUUCUAUCUGGCCCAUGAGUUCCACGGAGACUUUGAGGGCGGAGUCCUGGCCAACACCAACUGUGGAGGGGAGAACUGCAACCGCGGUGCGGCGCUGGGGGCCCUGCUGGGGGCCCGGGCCGCCUACUGCGGGGGCCCCCUGCCCCAGGCCUGGAGGGACGGCCUCCCCCACGCUCUGGACUACAUCCCCCGCAUCCUGGAGGCCUGGGGGGCCGGGGGCCCCUAGGGGGGGCCGGGGGCCCCCAGAGAGGGCCUGGGGCCCAUAUGGGGGGUGGAGGAGUCCUGGGGAUCCUAGGGGGGAGGAGUCUUGGGGCCCCUAGGGGGGAGGAGU